AUGUUCGUGUUUUUGAACAACUACAUCAAUGCAAGCGAACCGUGCAUACAGUUUGCCUGGUAUCUAGGGGCAGACUUUCAACUUUAUCUGCUCGGUACAGCGUUAAUGAUCGUAAUGCGGAUUCCGAAGCUGUUUAAACCUACCUUAGUGUGUAUGUUGCUUGGCGCCUUUCUGGGACCGAUGAUCGUCAUUUAUCGAUAUCACCUGGAUGCUACAGUGAUGAUGAUACUACGAUACGUUCUUCAAGAAAUUCGCACAUUACCAUACUACUUGCGCGUGUAUAUUCCAUUCGAGACAAAUGCAGGCAACUAUUUUUCGCUAACUAUCUGCUGCCUAUAA
Anopheles stephensi (Asian malaria mosquito) is the source of this 339-nucleotide messenger RNA. RefSeq lists its product as uncharacterized. The record is from RefSeq and is a predicted model, not a curated record. Bases 1 to 339 code for a protein of 112 amino acids. The transcript has 5 exons. NCBI's taxonomy places the organism in Eukaryota, Metazoa, Arthropoda, Insecta, Diptera, Culicidae.